UAAUAACAAAUAAAUUUCAAUAUUAUUCAAUUAAAAUUUUGUCUAAUUUAACAAUUUUUUUUUUUCGAAGUUGAUUUUUACAACAAACUACAAAAUUUUUAAUAUAGCCGCAUAAUCCAUUAUAUAAAUAUUUCAAUGAUUUAGGGUUAGGGAACAUUAAAUGACUACUUAAAUGAUCUAGAUUAUGGCUAUGAUCCUAAAAUGAAAAUGAUUAGUCUGUAAUAAUACUUCAGCCAACAACAAAGAUAAGAUUAAUAACAAUAAAUCGAUUAUAAUCGCUUGUUUUAAGAGAUAGUAGAUUAAUCAUCUAUACGUAACUAGCUUGAUAGAAGAAAAAAAGAAGAGUUUUAAUACGUUAACAAACCUUUUUUGUAGAAAAAAGAAAGAGGAAAUAGUAAUGGAGGUAUUUCUAUAGGUGAGCUAAGAGAUUUGACUCCUAAAGUUGAGAAAAUAAAAAAUUAUCGCUCAAAUAGCACUAUAUAAUAAAACAGAAGUAGUUCUAGGAAUAAUAGCAUUUAAUAAUAGUAUUUCCUUGAAAAAUAACUACCAAAUUAAGUAUUCACAGAAACAAAUAAUCCUUUUAAUAAAUUUGAAAGAAAUAAAACUAGUAACAAUAGUUUUUAACAAAGAAAAAAUUUUAAUGAGAAAUUUAUUAAUGAAAUCAAAAUAGAUCAUCAUAUGAUGCCUUCAAUGGGUUUUCAUAUGUCAAAGAACCAAACAUUUUACUAAAAUAAUAAAAAUCUAAAGAAGAAUCAUUAUCUAUUAAAGACUACAGUUAAAUAAGAAAAUUAAGAUAAUUAAUAGAAAGCAAGAUAUACCUCCUAUGAUCAAUCUUGCUUUAGACUUCAAAAAGAUUACAAAGAUAUAAGAUAUUCUGAUGAAACAGAUGCAAAAACAAAAAAAGAAUCUAAAUCUAAUGAUUUAUUUGAAUCCAACACACAUUUUAAAAAUGACAUUUCAACAAUGCAAUAAAACAACUCAUUUCACUAAAAAAAAGUCUAAAAUACAUAUGAGUCUCUUACUGGUAUGGAUCAAUAAAUAGAUAAUUUAUCAGAUGAUAUUUCUGCUUCAGAAUAUGAUUAGCUUUUAAUUGACUAAGAUUAAAUUGAGAAAUAUGAAAAGACAAGAAUGCACCUAAAAAACUUGGUUAUGAAUAAAUGGGAAAAAAAUAAUGAAAAAAAAUCUAAAUUUGUUGAUAAUCCUCAAGACUAUUUAAGGUAAUUAGGCACACUGCAAUGGGCUAAAAAUCAUAAAAAAGAUAAGCAAAAAUCAUUCAAUAGAUAUAAAGAAUUAAUUGAGUGCAUGGAGUUUGAUAAAGACGGAAAUCCUAUUUCUAAAAAGCAAAAGGAACAAGAUAAAAAGCAAGCUAAAAAACACUAUGCUCCUGAAUAUAUAAAAAGAAUAAUGGAUGUUACUUAGCUGAACUCAGCUCCAAGACAAAAUUGGGCAAAACUGAAUAAUAAAUUAUUUGUCACAAAAGCUCUUAUGAGAAAUUUAAGUAUGCUGUCUAAGACUUCUUAAGAUGAUUCUAAAGAAGAAAAAAUGCAGAAAGCAUAAGAAGAAUUAGCAAAUAGAUUGGAUUUGAAUGAAGAUUGUGUAUCUGUUAAUAAUGAAAUGACUCCAAAAGCGAAUGAAAUGGAUAUGUAAGCUUCUGUAAUAAAUAAAAAUAAUAACAACAUUUUAAAACAAUCACUUUCUAUUUUUUCAUAAAGAUCUCAAUAAAAAAAUACAAUAAGUUCUAAAUUAUCCUAAGAAAAAGAAAACCUCACAUUCACUACCUUAUCUUAAUAAUAGUGGUAAUAAUAAAAAUAAUAAAAUAAAUAGCAAUAACCUUAAAAAUUUUAUAUUAAUCUGCUUAACUAGAAGCCAUAAGAAUCUUACUUAUAAAGAAAUAAUAAAUUUUAAAAUUUAACACCUAUCAAAGUAAGGGAAAAGAGAGCUGACUCUAGUCAAUAAAAUAAUGUGACUCCCAUUAAAAAUAGAGCAUCUAGCUAAAAAUAGUAAAACAACAAUAAUAAACUUUAAAACUCUACUGGCGGAUCUGUAAACAAUAAUAUGAAAAUACAAUACAGAAACACUCAUUAAGAAGUAAUAAAAGGAUUAGAUUAGAUAAUUAAUGAGUUGACGGGAGGAAAUAAAUGA
This is a messenger RNA of Tetrahymena thermophila SB210, 2142 nucleotides long. RefSeq names its product cytochrome P450 family protein. The transcript is spliced from 7 exons. The record is from RefSeq and is a predicted model, not a curated record. NCBI's taxonomy places the organism in Eukaryota, Ciliophora, Oligohymenophorea, Hymenostomatida, Tetrahymenidae.